AUGCCUCCUCGCAGAAACAACAACAAUAACAACAACGCAAAUGCGACCCCCAUAUCUAUCCUACCAAUUCACAACCAGAACCUCCCAGUCGCCCGCCAACAAGCACCUUUUCAUCGGCGACAUAGACACAGGCGUGCUCUACCUUGGUUCAGACGCGGCGAGGAUGUCUGGCGCUCUCGCCUAGAAACCGCAAGUCACAUUGGGAUAUGUCUCGCCGCCUUUAUAACACUUAUUUUCUUCCUUCGACGAGGCCCUGUAGAGCAGUGA
Bipolaris victoriae FI3 is the source of this 267-nucleotide messenger RNA. RefSeq lists its product as hypothetical. The transcript has a single exon. The record is from RefSeq and is a predicted model, not a curated record. Lineage: Eukaryota; Fungi; Ascomycota; Dothideomycetes; Pleosporales; Pleosporaceae. Bases 1 to 267 code for a protein of 88 amino acids.